Raphanus sativus (radish) is the source of this 777-nucleotide messenger RNA. RefSeq lists its product as uncharacterized. The coding region runs from base 1 to 777 and encodes 258 amino acids. Gene Ontology annotation, molecular function: nucleic acid binding; RNA-DNA hybrid ribonuclease activity. The record is from RefSeq and is a predicted model, not a curated record. The transcript has a single exon. NCBI's taxonomy places the organism in Eukaryota, Viridiplantae, Streptophyta, Magnoliopsida, Brassicales, Brassicaceae.
AUGCUUUUUCACUGCCGUUUUGCUAAAGAAGUAUGGGCGCUGGGACCUUGGACCACCGCUUUUGACCCUUCGCAAGUCACCUCCUUCAAGUCAGCUCUUGUUCUCUCUACUGCUUGGAUCAACCUCCCGCCACACGGAAUCUCCUCUAAUGUAUUCCCAUGGAUUUGCUGGUUCAUAUGGACCUCGCAAAACCAGCUACUAUUUGAGAAUAAACCGUCAACGGCGGCGGAGAUUAACAUCAAAUCGAUCAGAGCCGCAAGAGAGUGGGAACAAACGCAACCGGGGAUGGCAAAAGCAACAAACAAACCGCCUCCCCUGCAUCUUCCUCCUCCUUCACUGAUGCUGCCGUCUCUCAAUCCCGAUCUGGUGAUUGUCAACACAGACGCGGCGUGGAAUGCAAGAACAGGAAAAGCGGGAUUAGCGUGGGUGUUGUUCGAUCAUAAUGAAAGAGAGAUGAGCAGAGGAUCUCACCUGCAGGAACACAUCCAAUCGGCUUGCAUGGCGGAGGCGUUAGCCGUCAGAAGCGCUCUACUACAUGCCGCUGAUCUCAACAUCAAACAUAUCUGGCUUCGAUCAGAUUCACAAGUGCUCAUCGGAGCUUUAGCAUCGGGACGACGAUCGAUUGAGCUCUACGGAGUGCUCUCGGAUAUCGCCACGAUUUCUUCUUCAUCUUUUGUUUCUUGUCGUUUCAGUUUCAUCAAAAGAGACCUAAAUGGGCUUGCGGAUUUACAUGCUAAGGCAUGCUUGUAUUCGGGCCCAAGCCUAGUGGCCUCUUAA